Molecule: messenger RNA, 2006 nt
Organism: Tilletiopsis washingtonensis
Lineage: Eukaryota; Fungi; Basidiomycota; Exobasidiomycetes; Entylomatales
Exons: 4
Coding region: 288-1823 (511 amino acids)
Source: RefSeq, a predicted model, not a curated record
CCUGGCGCGCCUGCGCUGAUUUCGGGCGCGGCGCCCGCAAAAGAAAGAGCGGCCCAGGCACCGCACCGAGCACUUUGCGGGUGACUCGCCAGCGGCGCGCGGGCGAAAAAGCCCCUGUGUCCCGACCAUCACACCUCCGUCCGAGUCGUCCUCUCUCACUCUGCAGCGCCUCUCGGGCCGCAGAUCGGUCUCUCGGCCGUCACGAGCACGUUGCAGCUUGCACGAGCGGGCGACAGAGCUGCGGGAGGUCGGCUCUGGCGCGACGGCACGCGCGCGACGCGCCGUUGAUGCCGUCUGAAAGCGGGCGCAUCAAGAACAUCAUGUCUGCUGCUUCUCAGCCGCCGCCUGCACCCGCCGCUGCGGCGUCCGGCGUGGCCGGGCCCUCUCGCGCAGCCUCGGCGGCAGGACCGUCCGGCUCGAUACAUCGGGGUCGUCCGAUGCUCACCAUCGAUGAGCUAGUCACUCCUAAUCUCUUCAAGCGCGUCGAUCCGGGAUACGCUGCUCCCGCGGCUGCGGCAGAGGACGUUGUCUCGGAAGCCGACCUAUUGGCUAUCGCACGGGCUCAGAGUGAUGUCAACGGUCUGCGAAGUCGACGACGGCCCGCGAGCACUGCGCCGCUUCCAGCGCCACUUCAAGCCGCUCCGAAAGACCACUCCGAUGCUCUGCGGCUUGCUGCAACGAGGCUCGAGAAGAAGAAGCUCAAGCGCGACGCAGAGCUGACGGCCAAGCUGAAGAAAGCUCAGCGCAAAGCCAAGCCCGUCAAGAAGCCUACCGCGCAGGGCUCAAAGGCUCCGCAGACGUCAGCCGCUCCAUCUGCGAAUGAAGGGCAGAAGAGAAAGGCAGAUGCCGGUGACAGCAGCGAGAAGAGGAAGAGAAAGCCGCGCGUCGACGUCACCAUCCCGCUCACCGGCGCCAGUCCUGACGCCGCGGUCAGGCAGGCCGUCAAAAAGUCCUCGUCGUCCAGCAAGCACGCAAAGCGCGGCAAGGAGUGGAAGGAAGCGCAGCUGGCAGCGUGUGUCGACGACUCACUCGGCUCAAGCGCCGUGCACGAACGCUUGCAUCAGGCGGCGGGCGUGCAGCCAGGGGCAAGCUCUUCUGGUCGAACGGAGGGUGAUGCGGAUCAGCCAUUGCCAGACAGGCCACGGCUAAGCAGAAGUCCGCCGCUGCAAUUGCAGGGAGCGGCAUCAAAUGAGCCAGCUGGUCUGGCCAUCAUCGCGCAAGCGACGCCGAGACGGCCUGGCCGGGCAAUCUCGCCGCCAAGGCGCAGUCCCUCGCCUGAGCCCUUGUACCCUGUCGAUCCUGCCUGGCACGGCUCAUCAUCAAGCGCGGAGCAACACGCUGCGUCGCUCGCGCACGGCCCACAAGGGCUCCUGCGCGAGCUCGGAGCUGCCGAGGCCAGUACGUCCAAGGCUACCGCGGCGCGUCGUAGUCCGUUUCCGUGCCCGCCUCAGCGGAAGUCGCCGGUCGAGCGCCGGCCCCCGGCAGGCAGACCCGAAGGCUGGGCCAGCGACGAAGCGGCGUUCAUCGCCGCAACGCCGACAUACCCCGCCAAAGACUUUGUCUUCAUCUCUCCAGGCCUCUUCGCCCGCUCGAUUCUGCUCGAUCCGCGGCGAGUGCGCGUCGACAGCUGGCCGAAACGAGACGGACAGCGAGUCUCUGCCUUGAGAAUCAGCAUAGUCUCCAGCAUGUGCUCAAGACGCAGAGGAAGGCCCAGCUGCAGUGCUGAAGCAGCUGCAGUUUGCGAUCGGAGAUCAAACGGUGCCUGGAGCUUUGCUGAGGAGCCAGCAGCACCAGAGUCAAGUAAGCGUGUUCAUCAGGCGUAGCUUGAGCGUCGCAAAGCAACCCACCGACCGCCGUCCGUCGCGAACGCCUGUUGCGCGACGUCCGCCGGACUACGACCCUACGCCGAAGCCACGUGCGAGCGACGCGGCGCUGCCGGUGGUCCAGCAGGAUCUGUUGGACCUGCCGUGUGCUCUGCCACCUGACAUGACGAUCGCCAUGGUCGG